AUGAUCCCAUGUACACUAGCAUCGAUAGCGUGUGGUGGUCGACAGGGACUCGACAAGAAACCGGCGAACGAAGGCGAGCUUCCGCGGCUAGAUCAGAGGGCCGAGAGCCUGGCCGUGGCCGUGGGCGGCGGCGGCGGCGGCGGCCAGUUCACGUAG
This is a messenger RNA of Colletotrichum graminicola M1.001, 156 nucleotides long. RefSeq lists its product as uncharacterized. Lineage: Eukaryota; Fungi; Ascomycota; Sordariomycetes; Glomerellales; Glomerellaceae. The transcript has a single exon. The record is from RefSeq and is a predicted model, not a curated record. Bases 1 to 156 code for a protein of 51 amino acids.